This is a messenger RNA of Durio zibethinus, 1495 nucleotides long. Its product is annotated as immune-associated nucleotide-binding protein 9-like. NCBI's taxonomy places the organism in Eukaryota, Viridiplantae, Streptophyta, Magnoliopsida, Malvales, Malvaceae. The record is from RefSeq and is a predicted model, not a curated record. Gene Ontology annotation, molecular function: GTP binding.
ACCAUGUAUUGAAGUCAACAACCAGUCCGGUUAUCACUAACAAAAAGUUUAUUCCUCUCUUUUUUUCUCUUAUAUUUUAUAUUUCAUUUUAAAAAAAAUUGAAGUCUUAUCUGUUUAUAUUUUCACUUUCUUCGUUCUCUGCAGGUAGUCUUGUACAAUGGGCGGAAGUGCGAUAGAUGAUGAUUGGGAGUUUACUUCACCUUCCAAUGGAGUCAGGACUGUGGUUUUAGUUGGACGUACAGGUAAUGGGAAAAGUGCGACUGGCAAUAGCAUUCUUGGAAAAAGGGCCUUCAAAUCAAGGGCUAGCUCAUCUGGGAUUACUAGUACUUGUGAAUUGCAGAGAAGAGUGCUCAAAGAUGGGCAAAUUGUUAAUGUUAUUGAUACUCCUGGGCUGUUUGAUUUUUCAGCUGGAUCUGAAUUCAUUGGAAAAGAAAUUGUCAAAUGUAUUGAUCUUGCCAAGGAUGGUAUCCAUGCAGUUCUUCUGGUUUUCUCAGUUAGGACCCGCUUUACACAAGAAGAGGAAGCUGCACUGCAUAGUUUGCAGACUUUGUUUGGAAGCAAAAUUAUUAACUACAUGAUUGUAGUGUUUACUGGUGGGGAUGAGCUUGAAGAAAACGAGGAAACAUUGGAAGAUUAUUUGGGUCGUGAUUGUCCACGGCCAUUAAAGGACAUUCUAGUUCUUUGUGAAAAUCGAUGUGUACUUUUUGACAACAAGACUAAGGAUGAAACCAAGAGAGUAAAACAAGUUCAGGAUCUUCUUUCGCUUGUGAACAUGGUCAUAGAACAGAAUGGUGGGAAACCAUAUUCUGAUGAGUUGUUUGUGGAACUGAAGAGAGGGGCGAUUAAACUCCAUGAUCAACAUGAAAAGGUUGCUUCUCUAAAAGGCUACUCCAAGCAAAAAAUAUCUGAGUUUAAGGAGCAGAUUGAAAGAUCAUAUGAACAACAGCUUAGGCGAAUUACCGAGAUGGUUGAGUCAAAGCUGAAGAAGGCAACCACCAGGCUGGAACAGCAGUUAGCGGAGGAGCAGGCAGCACGGCUGAAGGCUGAAGAGAUGGCACAGUUUGCUCAAAUGAAAUCAAAUGAUGAAAUUCGAGAGCUUAGAGAGAAUUUAGAAAGAGCACAGAGAGAGACUGAGGAGCUCCGCAAGCAAGCUGCUCGGUGUGCCAUCCUCUGACUUAGCUAUGGAUGCAACUGUGAAAAUUGUCUCUUUUUCUUAACCUGCUAGCAUGAAGUCUGUGACUGCAAAUAUUUUGAAUCUUUUAAAAAUGCUAUAAUAUUUAAAGCCUGCGUAAAUUGAUCACAGUUCUCCUGAUUGAGCUUGUCUUAUUAUCCAACCCAAGUUUAUGUCUUUGUAAAUGUUGAAGCGUUCAGAGAUUUGAGCACUGUGGUUUUAUGUAUGUUUCUUAUUAGAUGAAGGAAAAGAAAAUGAGCAGGAAAAUAAUUGGCAGUUAUUUCACUUUAUUGUGAUUUUUUUAAAAAUGUCUGGUUCAAAAAA